GGCCAAAGGAUGUCAUCUCUUCCCAUAAAUGCUAUCCCCUCCUAUAUUAUUAAAAAACCCAACAGUAUCUCCACUUCUAGCCAGAGGAUGACAUCAAUGCCUACCAUCUCAUCCCCUCCUAUAUAAAGAACCCAACAUUACUUCUCCAACUCAUACUGCAAGAUACAUGCAUCGUAUCACAUACAAAAACAAUCACAUAAUCAGCAACAAUGGGAGCCAAGAAGCAUACCUUGCAAAUGCUUCCAUGGCUCCUGUUUUUUGCGCAGCAGGUUGCAGCCAGUGCCUGUGACUGUGCCAACACCACAGAUGGAACUGACAGACAGGGCACAAUGAAGUUGAAGCUGAUUGCCAUUGCGUCCAUCCUCACAGCUGGGGCAGCUGGCGUCUUGGUGCCGGUGCUUGGCCGCUCCAUGGCGGUGUUGCGCCCUGAUGGUGGCAUCUUCUUUGCGGUCAAGGCAUUUGCAGCUGGUGUCAUCCUUGCCACUGGCAUGGUGCACAUUCUUCCAGCAGCAUUUGAUGCGCUCGCAUCCCCAUGCCUCAACAAGAGUGUUGGGGAUAGUAAUCGUUUUCCCUUUGCAGGUUUUGUUUCAAUGUCUGCAGCAGUGGCCACGAUGGUGGUAGACUCAUUGGCUGCUGGAUACUAUCACCAGUCUCAAUUCAGCAAGGCACGGCCAGUUGACAACAUCGACAUACACAAGCAUGCUGGAGACGAGAAGGCUGAGCAUGCUCAGCACAUAAAUGCGCACACACACACACACACAACACAUGCGCAUUCACAUGGUGAUAUAGUGGUCCAUGGAUCACCAGAGGAGGGUUCAGUAGCUGAAUCAAUCCGACAUAGGGUUGUAUCUCAGGUUCUUGAACUAGGAAUCUUGGUGCAUUCAGUUAUCAUUGGAGUAUCCUUAGGUGCAUCUGUGCGGCCAUCCACAAUUAGGCCACUGGUCGGUGCCCUUAGCUUUCACCAGUUCUUUGAAGGUGUAGGCUUGGGUGGUUGCAUUGUUCAGGCUAAUUUCAAGGUAAAGGCAACCGUCAUUAUGGCAAUAUUUUUCUCCCUGACUGCGCCUGUGGGCAUCGUGCUAGGAAUUGCAAUUUCAUCAAGCUACAACGAGCAUAGCUCAACUGCCUUCAUUGUCGAAGGAGUCUUCAACUCAGCCUCAGCAGGGAUUUUGAUCUACAUGUCCCUAGUUGACCUUCUAGCAACGGAUUUCAAUAACCCUAAGUUACAGACUAAUACAAAGCUUCAGCUGAUGGCAUAUCUUGCACUAUUCCUAGGUGCAGGACUGAUGUCAAUGCUUGCCAUAUGGGCAUAGAACUUCAGAACAAUAGAGGACCUUACUACCCAGACAAAGCUGAAGGCUUGAUUUGUAUGAACUAAGGAAUUUUCCAUUUCCCCAAAAUAACAUACUCUUUGGUGGAGUAUUCAUAUUCGUCCUAGAUUGUCUAAAACUGAAGCCAGUCUGGGGUGUGCUCUUUGUACUUUAUGAUAUGGCAGUAAUACAUGAUGAGUCAGCUUAUUCUUA
Oryza brachyantha (malo sina) is the source of this 1520-nucleotide messenger RNA. RefSeq names its product zinc transporter 3. The coding region runs from base 210 to 1310 and encodes 366 amino acids. The transcript has 3 exons. NCBI's taxonomy places the organism in Eukaryota, Viridiplantae, Streptophyta, Magnoliopsida, Poales, Poaceae. Gene Ontology annotation, molecular function: zinc ion transmembrane transporter activity. Gene Ontology annotation, biological process: zinc ion transmembrane transport. The record is from RefSeq and is a predicted model, not a curated record. Gene Ontology annotation, cellular component: plasma membrane.